AUGAGUGACCUUGACCGGGCGAUCGAGCAGCUGCGGGCCUGCCGCCUGAUCCCCGAAAGCCAAGUCCGUGAAUUGUGCUACAAGGCGCGCGAGCUCCUAAUCGAAGAAGGCAAUGUCGUGUCCGUAGACGCACCGGUCACCAUCUGCGGCGACAUCCACGGACAAUUUCACGAUCUCAUGGAACUCUUCCGCGUCGGCGGCGAUGUGCCAGAUACAAACUAUCUAUUUAUGGGCGACUUCGUCGAUCGAGGCUUCUACUCACUCGAAUCCUUCCUUCUCCUCCUUUGUCUGAAAGUCCGAUACCCCGAUCGCAUCACGCUGAUCCGCGGCAACCAUGAGUCUCGCCAAAUUACAACAGUAUACGGCUUUUACGACGAAUGUAUUCGCAAAUACGGCAGCGCCAAUGUAUGGCGCUAUUGCUGCGAAGUAUUCGACUAUCUGGCUCUAGGAGCGAUCGUGCUUGGCGCGAGCUCCGAGCUCGAACCGACCUCCUCCAGCGUAAAUGCCACAGCUCAAUCCAGCCUUAUCGCCGACAGCGAGCUAGAAACAGAAGCUUUGAACUCCAACGGCGAAGUCACAAUGAGCACAUACCGACCCCGACAGCGCUCCUCCUCCGACACAUCCACAGACUCCCGAAACAUUUCCCCGCCACGCGACAUCUCUGCCGCGCCCUCGCGAUCAGGUGCACCGGGCACAGGCGCGGGCGGCGAUAGCAACGGCAGCGCCGUGACUAGCCGGACCGGAGCGGUGCUCUGUGUUCACGGUGGACUGUCGCCGCUAAUCGACUCGGUUGACAAAAUCAGGCUCAUUGACCGCAAGCAAGAAGUGCCACAUGAAGGCGCUAUGUGCGAUUUGCUCUGGUCAGAUCCCGACGAGAUCGAAGGCUGGGGGUUGAGUCCCCGUGGAGCAGGGUUUCUUUUUGGCGGCGAUAUCGUCAAACAAUUCAAUCAUCUCAAUGGACUGUCUCUUGUCGCCCGUGCCCACCAGCUUGUUAUGGAAGGGUACAAGGAGAUGUUUGAUGGCGGCAUUGUAACCGUUUGGUCGGCUCCGAAUUACUGCUACCGCUGCGGUAAUGUUGCCGCUAUACUUGAGCUGGGCGAAGACGCUAGUGGCGGUGGCACUGUUGCGCGCAGCAAUGGUGAAUAUGGCCGGAGCAAUGGGAUUGGCGGAGAUAAUAGAGUUGUCAGUCCUGGAAGGAGAUACCGUGUCUUUGAGGCCGCCGCGCAGGACACGAGGGGCAUGCCUGCAAAGAAGCCUGUCGCUGAUUAUUUCUUGUGA
This is a messenger RNA of Penicillium soppii, 1278 nucleotides long. RefSeq names its product serine/threonine-protein phosphatase. The transcript has 3 exons. Gene Ontology annotation, biological process: double-strand break repair via homologous recombination; peptidyl-serine dephosphorylation. The record is from RefSeq and is a predicted model, not a curated record. Lineage: Eukaryota; Fungi; Ascomycota; Eurotiomycetes; Eurotiales; Aspergillaceae. The coding region runs from base 1 to 1278 and encodes 425 amino acids. Gene Ontology annotation, cellular component: cytoplasm; nucleus. Gene Ontology annotation, molecular function: protein serine/threonine phosphatase activity.